Molecule: messenger RNA, 5883 nt
Organism: Antechinus flavipes (yellow-footed antechinus)
Lineage: Eukaryota; Metazoa; Chordata; Mammalia; Dasyuromorphia; Dasyuridae
Gene: JADE1
Product: jade family PHD finger 1
Exons: 12
Coding region: 343-2919 (858 amino acids)
Biological process (GO): regulation of transcription by RNA polymerase II
Cellular component (GO): histone acetyltransferase complex
Source: RefSeq, a predicted model, not a curated record
GCUCCCCCCUGUGGCAGCAGUGACCCAGAAAUGAGUUUGAUUCACGGAGUCCUUCCUCCAUAACAAGUAAAACGUCAGUCAGAGAGUGCCUCCGUGUGCGAGUGUGAGAGUGCGUGUGUGUGUUGUGUGUGUGUGUGCGCGCGCCGUGCGAAUGUUGUGUAUGUGAGUGUGUGUGUGUGCAUGGGUGCAAGUGCAGGAGCCGCUCUCGGCUCGCCUCCCCACCCCGCGGCACCCUGAACUCAUGAGGCGCCGGCAGCCGCGCUCGCUCGCCGCGAAACUCCGAGCCCACUGGCGAGCAGCACCAUUGCAGCAGCAGGCCGCCCGCUGUUUCCCGGGGAGAUCAUGAAACGAGGCCGGCUCCCUAGCAGCAGCGAAGACUCCGAUGACAACGGCAGCCUUUCUACGACCUGGUCCCAGCAGUCCAGAUCACGACACAGGAGAAACUCAUGUUCCAGACAUGAAGACCGAAAGCCCUCUGAGCUGGCACCCACCAACUUUCCCUCUGGCCAGGAGAUCAGGGAUUUCAGCAGCUGCUACAGUCACUGCCAGCCUCAAGUAUUCAGGACAGACCUGAUCACAGCCAUGAAGCUUCAUGACUCCUAUCAGCUGAACCCGGAUGAAUACUACGUGCUGGCAGAUCCUUGGAGGCAGGAAUGGGAGAAGGGGGUCCAGGUGCCCGUGAGCCCGGGUACCAUCCCAGAACCGGUGGCCAGGGUCAUGUCUGAGGAGAAAGCCCUCAUGUUCAUCAGGCCAAGGAAAUACAUCCUGUCCUCGGGCUCGGAGCCGCCAGAGCUGGGCUACGUAGACAUCCGCACGUUGGCAGACAGCGUGUGUCGCUAUGACCUCAAUGACAUGGACACUGCGUGGCUGGAACUGACCAAUGAGGAGUUCAAGGAGAUGGGCAUGCCGGAGCUGGACGAGUACACCAUGGAGAGGGUCCUGGAGGAGUUUGAGCAGCGCUGCUACGACAACAUGAACCACGCCAUCGAGACCGAGGAAGGGCUGGGGAUCGAGUAUGACGAGGACGUGGUCUGCGACGUCUGCCAGUCUCCGGAUGGAGAGGACGGCAACGAAAUGGUUUUCUGCGAUAAAUGUAACAUCUGUGUGCACCAGGCGUGUUAUGGGAUCCUAAAGGUGCCCGAAGGGAGCUGGCUCUGCAGGACCUGCGCUCUGGGGGUGCAGCCAAAAUGCCUGCUCUGUCCGAAGAAGGGCGGCGCCAUGAAGCCCACCCGCAGCGGAACCAAGUGGGUCCACGUCAGUUGUGCGCUCUGGAUACCGGAGGUGAGCAUCGGCAGCCCGGAGAAGAUGGAGCCCAUCACCAAGGUGUCUCACAUCCCCAGCAGUCGAUGGGCGCUGAUCUGCAGUCUCUGCAAUGAGAAGAUCGGGGCCUCCAUCCAGUGCUCCGUGAAGAAUUGCCGCACGGCCUUCCACGUGACCUGCGCUUUCGACCGCGGCCUGGAGAUGAAGACGAUCCUGGCGGAGAACGACGAAGUCAAGUUCAAGUCGUACUGCCCCAAGCACAGCUCCGGCAAGAAGCCGGAGGAGGAGGGCGCCGCCGAGGGCGCAGCGGCCGCCGGCUCGCCCCUGGGCCACCUGCAGCCCUUCGAGGGGCUGGCGCAGAACCAGGCCGAGGCCCACCGCGUCAGCCUGCGCAAGCAGAAGCUGCAGCAGCUGGAGGACGAGUUCUACACCUUCGUCAACCUGCUGGACGUGGCGCGGGCCGUGCGGCUGCCCGAGGAGGUGGUGGACUUCCUGUACCAGUACUGGAAGCUGAAGAGGAAGGUGAACUUCAACAAGCCGCUCAUCACCCCGAAGAGGGACGAGGAGGACAAUCUGGCCAAGCGGGAGCAGGACGUCUUGUUUCGGAGGCUGCAGCUUUUCACCCACCUCCGGCAGGACUUGGAGAGGGUUCGGAAUCUCACGUACAUGGUGACUCGCAGGGAAAAGAUGAAACGGUCUGUGUGCAAGGUCCAAGAGCAGAUAUUCAAUCUUUACACUAAGCUUUUGGAACAAGAAAGAGUUUCAGGUGUGCCUUCUUCCUCUUGCUCCUCCUCCUCACUGGAAAACAUGCUUUUAUUUAAUAGUCCUUCGGUGGGUCCCGACGCCCCCAAGAUCGAGGACCUCAAAUGGCACUCGGCUUUUUUCAGGAAGCAGAUGGGCCCCUCCUUGGUCCGCUCCCUGAAGAAGCCGCCCAAGCGCCCUCCGGGGGGGCCCGAGAGCGAGGGCCGGUCCCUGAUACAGGAGGCCGACCUCAGCUGCAGACGGGAAGGGGCCGACGUCCCCGAGGCCUUCUUGGACUUUGAAAAGACCCUUGCCGAAGCCCAACAGAAGAACGGCCUGGUGCUGUCGGACCACCAGAAGAGGAGGGACAAUCGCUCCCCGUGCGAGCUCAUUAAAGGGGACCUCAAACCUCCCAGACAGACCCCCAAGCCUCUGAGGCCCGCGGACCCGACUCAGAGGCCGGCCGAGAACAAGAGGGCCGCGAACCCCCCCGGGAUGGGGCCCUCGGCCCCAGGCACGCGGAAGGACUUAGUGCCUAAAUGCAACGGGUCUCUGGUCAGAAUUAGCUGUAACCGGACCGCAGCCAAAGUGCCUACCACGCCUGCCAGCCCAGGAAAGAACUGGGGGGGGUUCCGAAUUCCAAAGAAGGGGGAGAAGCAGCAGCAGGGGGAGGCCCCCGAGGAGGCCUGCCGCCCGCACCCCGCCUGCCCCUACUUGGGGGUGGCCAGGGCUGCGCCCAAGGAAAGGGCCCGCAGCAAGCUAAAGCCGGACAGCGAGAACGACGGGUACCUCCCCGACGCGGAGAUGAGCGACUCGGAGAGCGAGGCGUCCGACAAGUGCCGGCAGCAGCGGCUCGGCGCCAACGGCACCAUCCCCCGCAGGACGGACAUCAUCAGGAGGAGCAUCCUCGCCUCCUGAUGCGGGGACGGCCCGAGACACGGGGGCAACAGGGUCGCCGCCGCCCGCCGAGGACGCCCGCGGGCCGGCGGCCGGUGUGGGAGAGGGGGCGUCCUCCCGGCCCACGCGCGGGGUCGGGGGCGUCCGGAGCUGUACAAACAUGUUUACUUGCACUGGGGACAACAGGUUUUGUUUUGUUUUUUCUUCAAAGUCAUUUAUAACUCAUUGUUGUGAGAAGUUUAAAUGUUCUUUUUUCCAACUCGUUGAGGAAAUACGAGAGUAGAUUUUGUCCGAGACGCUGCUAGAGCCGGAACCCUGAGUCAAACACUAAGAAUGAAAUAGGUGAGAGAAGGGCCAGGUUCUCGGCGGUCCUGCUCAGCCCCGCUCGCCCGCCCCGAUUCGCCCAAAGCACAAACUCUUGAUUCCCUGUGUGUACAAAGUCAGAACAUAGUCCUUGAAAAACUGUCACGCGCCACGGCGUCGCCCAUUAAACUACUUUUCCUGGAUGUCGGCCGCCCUCGCGGUCCUCUCUGUGCUCUGGCCCAGAGCCGCGCCGCGGGACCGGCCGCUCCGGGGCAGCUGGCGGGGGCCGGCCUCGCCGGGGGAGCGCCCGCGUCGAGGGCUCCGGACGGCCGCCCUCGAGGCUGCGCGCCCCCGCCAGCGCAGCUUUGUGUAGGGGUAGAAGGGCACCCGAGGCCCCGUUGGCUCAUCGUCCUCCCGACAUUCCACCUCCCCCACCAUUAUCCCCCAGCUGGGCCGGAGCUCCCGUGGCAGUUGAGCUUCCUGCAGGACUGUGCUAAGAUCUGGCAGGAGUGGUGAACUCUAAAAGGCCUGGCAAUCAGGUUUGCACUAAUGGUUUGUGUUGGGGAAUCCAGGCUUCCAACACUAAAGGAUUCCUUUGAAAAUAAUAAUUAUAAUAAUAAAAGGACCUAGAUAAAUAGGUUAAAUAUACAUAUCUAUAUUUUUGAAAACAAAAAAAUAAAAUAAAAAUAAAAAGGCAAUAAGUUGCAGUUAGCUCUUCAUUCAGACCUAUGCAGGAAAGAGACUGCAUUCUGUCCUGAAAUAGAUUUUGUAGCUGACAAGAGCUGAUACUAAUUCAUAAGUUGGACUUUGUAAUUGCAAAUGGCAAUAACUAGUAAGUAAAUUAUCAGCAAUAAUAAUAAAUUUAGCAUUUCAUUUGAGUAACGUUUUCUUUUUUGCACUCGGUACAGUGCAUAUGUAACAAGACAGUGGGUAGUGUUAGGGUCAUGUAAAUUUUCUUUGGAAUUCAGUGUACUCGUAAGUCAAAUUCAGAGAAGGAAAGUUUAAAUAGCAACAAGGCUUAGAAAUUAUGGGCAUUUGGAACAAGCCUUGCUUUCUCCCCGCCCCCAAUCCCAGCCACUUACCCCAAGACUGCUCCUAACGAUAUCAAUCUCAGUAUUCACAUUUUUAAUUCAUGUACACAUCUGCCUCCAUUGGGCAGGAUGCAAAACUCUGAUAUUUUAAAUGAUUAAAUUCUGCAGUUAACUUCUAAGUCUUCCAGAUGGUUGUCAACAAAAAAGGCAUAUUGAAUUACAUCUUGCUAUGCAAGUUAUCAAAUGCAUCCCCAUUGUGUUACAUUUUCAGACUGUCUUAACUUUCCAAGUAUAUUUUAAUAGAUAAUUGGGGAAGGGGGGGAGCUGGAUAACCUAAAUUUAGAUUGACUUGAAUUGUUCUUGAAAUACAGGGGAUGAGGGGUGGGGGUGGGAGGAGCUUCCUUUUAACAAACUCAUGUAUUGAUAAGCAUGUUGUUACAGAUUUCUGAGGGUUUUGGUGAAUUGGAAUUUUCUGUUCACUCUUAGGGUGAGUGACUUAAAGCAGGUUGUUUUCUUUUGCAUAUGAACAUAAACCCUUUCCUGGAAAAAGGAGAAGGUAGAUUCUAUAGUUGACUUAACUUUUGACUACAGCAACAUCUCUGGGUGAAGGCUGAAUAUGUAGAGGGAUAAUUUGAAAAGCCAUAGAAAGAAAACCUAAAUUUGAUGCUAGUAAUGACCUCUCACCAUUUUAAGAGGUACCAGAUUCAUUUGCACUAUUAUGAAUGCUAGUUUUGUGCAGAAAUAAUGCCUUAUCUGUUUUAUUCCCCAUGUUUAGGUUGAAAAGCUUUCAAAUGUUCCCAAGUUAUGCUGAACCAAAAAACUAAAAAAAACAAAAAACAAAAACAAAAACAAAAAACAAAAAACAAAAAAAGGAAAAAAAAAAAAAAGGAAAGAAAAAGAAAAACCACAAAAAGCUACCCCACGCUUUAAAAAAAAAUUCCUGCCCCAAACUGCAAAAUGGUAUAGAGCACGAAUUUAUAGCAGUAUAAGCUGUGCAAGUUAGUUUCAUGCCAUGCUGGGUGUACUCUGUUGAGGAAGAAUCCCCAAAUAUGGCAGUGGCUAACCCAAAUCACCCUUCAUGCAUUCUGUUGGUAUAAAAACCAUUUAACAAGGCCCCAUCCUUCCCCUCAGUUUUACCUUUCCUCGUGCAUACUGACCAAGAAAUAUCUUUCAUUAUGAUCAGUGUAUUACGUCAAAUGUAGGCUAGUUAAACUUUUGUAAAGUUGCCUGGAAUGUCAUUUGUUAGGUUAUAAACAAAAACAGAAAUCUAAAUGAAGGGUUAUAUAUGUCAUGUACAAAACUUAUUUUAAAAUGGACAAAUCUGUCAUUACAUUUGUAAUCCUUGUACAGAAAAUUUUUCACUAUGUGCCUAGCUUGGUGUCCAUUCAGCUAAAAUUUACAAAAAAAAAAAAGGUGCAUGAAGAGAAAAUCAGAAAUUAAAGUAUAUGUAGAGAUGACUAUUUUAUAUUACAUGGCCCAAUCCUGUAUUUAUUAUUUCUCUUCCCCUCCUCCCUCCUCCUUUCCCUUUUGGAAGUAUUUAUAAAAUUAGUUGAAAACAGCUGUAUUUUUUUUUGUUGUUGUUGUUGAAAUAUUUAGUAGAAUUGUGCCUUUUUGUCUGUAUGUGAAUAAAUGCUGUACAUUUUGCAAUACA